This is a messenger RNA of Penicillium verhagenii, 210 nucleotides long. Its product is annotated as mitotic-spindle organizing protein 1. The record is from RefSeq and is a predicted model, not a curated record. The coding region runs from base 1 to 210 and encodes 69 amino acids. Gene Ontology annotation, biological process: gamma-tubulin complex localization; microtubule nucleation by interphase microtubule organizing center; mitotic spindle assembly. The transcript is spliced from 3 exons. Lineage: Eukaryota; Fungi; Ascomycota; Eurotiomycetes; Eurotiales; Aspergillaceae. Gene Ontology annotation, cellular component: gamma-tubulin ring complex; centrosome; interphase microtubule organizing center.
AUGCCCACAGAUGCUGAUAAUAAACGCCAGGCUGCGCGCGACGUCAUCGAUAUUCUCGAGGACAUCUCCAAGAUUUUGAACACAAACCUAACCCGGACGGAGCUAUCUUUAUGUGUCUCCUUAAUUGAGAAUGGUGUCAACCCCGAUGCUCUUGCUGCUGUGGUUAAGGACUUGCGCAAAGAGUCGGUGAAUGUCAAUCGCAGCCAGUGA